UACCCCCUUAUCCGCAUCUGAAUGGCUAUCCAGUCAGAGACGUCACAGCCGGAGCUUUAGUUCAAAGAAAGGUCGCUAGAUCUGGAUCUCGUGAAGCAGGUAUCUUCUCCGUCGGCUCUGAAGGGAGGUUUGCAGUAGCUGCUCGGGUGCGGCGCUUGGUGCCUCGUUGCCCGGGUAUUCGCUGAUGGACGAAGAGUUUGAGGAACAUGAUUUUUCUGAUGGAGCGGUGGGUGAGGGAGAGCCUGCACUUGAUCCGACGGAAGAACAUCAACCAGUUAUUACUUCUCGGUUGUCAGUUAAGCGUGUUAUAGAGAUGGUUGCAAAAUUUGACGAAUACAAGAGAUGGCUUGUAACCGAAAUUGGUUUUGGUGCAAUUCUGAAGCUCCCAAUGCUUGUCAAGUUGGACCUGAGGAUGAGUGCUUGGGUUAUGAGGAAGGUGAAUGCUCGGUGUCGUGCAAUCGCCAUUGAUAAUGACAAUACGAUUGGUUUCACAGCAGAAGAUUUCCACAAGGUUUUUGGCAUCCCAUGCGGGAAUCGAGAUGUGGGUGGCAGGGAUGCACAAAUUUCUCAGUCUGCAAUCAAUUUCAUCAAGCAGUCAAUUGGGAUGGACAGUACAGUUGCUCAUAAUCUGAAGGUGGCUGAAGGUUUUAUAAGUAGAGAUAUUUCAGAGGAUUCGAGUAAAAUUGAAAAUGAUUGUUUUCAAAUUGCAUUCGUCAUCUUUGUCAUGGGCUAUUUGAUAGCACCAUGUACCAAGCAUGACACCAUGACCAUUGAUUUCUGGGGUGCUCUGGCCAAUCCAGAAUUGAUCCCGCAGUUCAAUUGGUGUGAGUAUGCUAUGCAGAAAUUGAUGUCAGCUGUUGUGAAGUUGCAGAAUGAUUAUCAAAGCAAAGCGGCAACGGUUCAUAUGUUUGCGUGCCACCUUUUUUUCCAGCUUUUCUUGCUGGACAACAUUGACCUUGGAUUGUUCAAUAUGUUGCCAUCUGAAUUUCCCCGUGUGCAGUACUUCGAACAGAAAAGGUUUCGGCAGAUGAUCAUAAUGGCUUAUGGCAUGAAGCACGGGAAGUGGGGUUAUGUCCCUGCAGGGGUGCGGCCUGCGGAGCUAGUUAUGUACACGCGGCCAGACACGACGCGCCAAGGAUGCAUUGACUACCAUGUAUCAUCAGGUUUAGUGAAGCAAUCAGUUCCAAGGGUGCCUGAUAGAGUGGACCAACGGACUCCGGAUUUGGGUGUGCAUGCAACGACGGCACCAGAUGACUAUUUGGGUGAUGUGAGGUCGGCAUAUCAUUCACUUGGGCCAAGGGAUUUUGCAAAUCAUUUGCGCCAGACUUGCUACGGUGAUCCGGUCCUUGAAGAGCUGAGCCUGAUGCUGAAGCAGCAGAAUGCAAAGUGCACGUUGAGCAUGUCAUUGCUGCGGAGUAGGAUGCAGUCUGACAUGCUUAGCUUUGCUGAUAGAAUUGUAUCACUUGUGUAAACUUGUAUGUGGUAUGCACACACCGAUUUACUUUUUGCA
Triticum dicoccoides is the source of this 1510-nucleotide messenger RNA. RefSeq lists its product as uncharacterized. NCBI's taxonomy places the organism in Eukaryota, Viridiplantae, Streptophyta, Magnoliopsida, Poales, Poaceae. The coding region runs from base 185 to 1471 and encodes 428 amino acids. The record is from RefSeq and is a predicted model, not a curated record. The transcript has 5 exons.